Molecule: messenger RNA, 4759 nt
Organism: Mytilus trossulus (common blue mussel)
Lineage: Eukaryota; Metazoa; Mollusca; Bivalvia; Mytilida; Mytilidae
Exons: 34
Coding region: 122-4759 (1545 amino acids)
Biological process (GO): cell surface receptor signaling pathway; adenylate cyclase-activating G protein-coupled receptor signaling pathway
Cellular component (GO): plasma membrane
Molecular function (GO): G protein-coupled receptor activity
Source: RefSeq, a predicted model, not a curated record
AACGCACUCUCGAAAAAGCAGUCCACCAACCUAUUAAUCGAAUUUCUUGUCAUUUUGUAAUAAUUAUGACGUCUUAAUAAGAGAAAGAUGUGAUUUUUUUUUUUUGUAAUUAUAGUUUUGUAUGUGUGUGACAUUAAGAGAAGGAUUUAACAUCAGUAUUGAACAAGACCAGAAUCACAAUAGAUACCUGUUUUGGUGCAUUGAAAUGAAGGUAGUUGCACUUGGGUUCUUAGGAGUAUUUCUGUGUUUCAUACAAAAUAUAAAUUGCAUCGACGAAGAAAUCAGAACAGCAACCACAAUACCACAAACACUUGGGCUUCAUUUGAAAAAGAGUACAAAAGAUCAUUUUAUCGUUACGAAAAAUCCAAAUAGUACAAUAAAAAUAACUGUUAACCAAGUAUUCAUUGGGAAUGGAUUUUUAGGAGCUGUUCCACACUGCCAAACAACCUUCAUAUUAAUAAACGAUUCUAUCAAUCUUAAAAGUAAUGAUGGGUUGAAAGUAUGUGGACAAAAGGUACAAGAAAAAUGGAAAGGAUGGAAAUCUAAAACAAAUAAUGUGUCUGUCAUUUAUCAUCAGCUGCUAAACAAUCCAUUCGACUACUCAAUAAAUAUUGAGUAUAUAGAAAUUCCCCAUUCAUGUCGGAGUAGCCAAUUAUUAUGUGAUCAUGGUCAUUGUCAUGAGACUGACGACACUGGUGGCUAUGAGUGUGUUUGUCAGCCAGGAUAUACAGGGAAGAACUGUAGUGAGACAGAAACAAUAACCAGAACCGUUGAGGCAAAAGAUGAAAUAACGCUUCUUUCCAUGAACACUAGCAUUCCAAUCACCAGACAUAUAUGGGUUAUAACAGCAGAACCAAACAAUGUCAUUGUUAUAAAUAUGUCAAUGCAAGACAAGACGUAUCGACACAGUUUGUUGACACAUAACACUUAUAACAUUACGAUAUAUGAUUCAUCGAGUACACAUUAUGUGAGAAAUAUUACCUUACAAGACCUAAAGACUGUAGAGGAAUGGCCAUGGAUUUCCAGAAGUAAUAAUGUAACCAUUGUGUAUGAACAUCCUAUUAAAGACAACAGUCUCAUUGUGACAUACGCAAAGGAACCAAAAGUUCAAUAUCACCAAAUUACAGCAACUAAUGAAAUUCGGGCACUGUCCUUUGCAAAAUCAAUAUCUCAGUUUAAAGACAAAACCUAUGUUUGGUCAAUCGUAGGAAAACCAGAACGUAUUAUACAUAUAUCGGUUCUUGUGACUAACCCAUAUAGUAUGAGUGAUAACUUCCCAUACAUAAAGAUUUAUAACUUUGGUGAGACUCGUAUGUCACAUUCAUUAACACUAGAUGACCUAUCGGAUGGAUCUUAUCAAGCCGACUUUGCCUGUCAAAACUUAACAAUCACUUGCAAGCCUUAUCAAUGGAGCAAGAAUAUACAAUUCUUCGUCCAUGAAGAAGAAAAGAUACAAUAUCAACAACUAUCUGCAUCAAGCAAAUUAACAACUUUGUCUUUGAUAAGAAACAAGUCGACGUUUGAAAAUACAACAUACGUAUGGUCUAUUUCUGCCGAAUCAGAUACGCUCAUAUAUAUCAAAAUAUCAAUGAAUGAAAUGAUGGCAGAUUAUUUUCCUAACAUUGAGAUUAAUAAUAUUGAUGAUCUAGCCUCUUCUUAUGUAUUGGCAACAGAUGAGAUAACUGAUGGGAAAUACGAACAGGAAUUUGCUAGCAAAAAUCUGACAAUAAGUUGUAAGCCCUACCAGUGGUGCAAGAAUGUAAAAAUAGAAGUCCAAAAACGAGAAAAAGGAGUCGAAGAACACAUAAAUGCAACUACAGAUAUAUCAGUGUUAUCUGUUGGAAAUAGUACAUCUGUAUACGAGAACAAGACUCAUAAUUGGACUAUAUACGCUCAUCAAGAUCACAUUAUUUAUGUAGCUGUUACUCUAUUAAACUAUGGUCAUUUGUCAGUCGAAAGCUUUCCAUACAUUGAGCUAAAAGAGGAACUGAAUUCCAAGUCACGAAAAUUAAGUCUAGAUGAUUUUGUUAAUGGAUUAUAUCUGGAUGAAUUUCUAACGCCAAAACUGACAAUUUCCUGCCGACCACAUCGAGCCUGUAAAAGUAUAGAAAUCAGGGAACAUGAGGAAUAUCACCUUUGUAACUAUGGAACACAUGAAAAACAUGUCAAUACAUAUAAAUGUAUAUGUGAAGACGGAUGGAAAGGCGAACGUUGUGACAAAAUAGACCAGGAACACUGUGAAAGAGAAAUUAAACAAGUUUCAUUUUCCAAGGAUUCUUUUUUGUGGCCAGAUACACGAGUGUCAUCCUAUGCAACAGUUUCCUGCCCGCAUGAAUACACAGGAAAUGCUACAAGAUUUUGCAGAAGCUCUAAUAUAACAACAUACGGUGGUCAAUGGGAAAAACCAGAUUUCAUAAAUUGUGUCAGUCGUGAAAUCAAAUUGAUAGCUGAUAAGACAAAGGAUAUUUAUAACCAAGAAAUGAUUGACCACAACACUUUAACAAACUUAACACAAAGGCUUACAGCAGCCACGUCAUCUUCAUCGAAACUUUAUCCAGGUGAUCUUUCCACUGUAACAACCACAGUCAAAGACCUAGCUGACAUGGUCAGAAAUACUAGUGCAUCAUCAUCAAUUCUCUCAUCUAUAGCGCAGGGAUAUGGAGAUGCUGUGGGCAACAUUGUAGAUCCUUCAUUGUUGCCUGUAUGGACAUAUACCUCACCGAACUUUGUUCAGACAAAUAUGCUGUCAAUUCUGUCAAGUGUUGAACUGUUAUCUGCAAACCUGGCUGAGAAAAAGUCAAAAUAUAUGAACAGACACCGACGGGAGAUAAGUAAAUAUACAGCAAAGGAAACAAUGAAUGUUAAAUCGAAAAAUCUAGAAUUUCAUAUUUCGUUUCACGAACGCUUAGCAAUCUGCGAGGAUUAUACUAUAAUUCCUUUAGGAAACAAUGAAUCUAAUGCAGUCACUUUAACAUCAUCAGUAUUUGAAGCAGCUGUGAAAAACUCACCAGAUCACUACAUACAAGUAUUUACAGCGAAGUAUUCUUCAAUUGCUGGGGUCUUAGAUGCAAAAGAUUUGAAAUCACUUGAUGAUACUAAAGGAAAUAGCCCAUAUAUCAUAUCUGAUAUCAUAUCCAGUAGUGUACUAAAUGUAAACCCAGAUGUGUUCCAACAUUUGGCAAAACCUGUAACUAUUAUGGUGGAAAUAAAGAAAAAUUCAACAAUAGUUGAUUUAAAGGAAAAAUGUGUAUUUUUGAACAUGUCCUCAAGUGGUGGAAAUAUUUGGACAAGUGACGGAUGUAAACUGGACACAGCGUUAUCCAACGAAACGCAUAUUGCUUGUAAAUGCACACACUUGACUAACUUUGCUGUUCUAAUGGAUGUUUUUGAAAUACAGGAUCAGAUUGACUAUACAGAUUAUACCAUACUGACUUAUAUAUCAUAUAUUGGAGGUGUAAUGUCUGUUUUAGCCUGUGUCAUUACAGUUAUUGUAUUCCAGUUUUUCAGUUUGCACAAAGAGAGAGUACGGGUACAUAAACAGCUUGCAAUAUCAAUCAUUCUGGUUCAGGUUUUCUUCUUGGUUGGGAUCGAUCGAACGGAAAACAAGUAUGUCUGUACAGCUAUGGCUGCAUUGUUGCAUUAUUCCUUAAAUUCAAUGUUUUGUUGGAUGUUAAUAGAAGGAUUUCAUUUGUAUGUGAUGCUUGUUAAAGUCUUCCGUAGGAGAGCUAACUUCAAGAAAUAUAUGUUGUUUGGAUGGGGGCUCCCUCUUCUAGUAGUAGGAAUAUCUGUCGGCACAUUACACGACGAAUACGGAGGAACAAAUAGGUGUUGGGUAUCCCAUAACGUACUAUUAUGGACAUUUGUACCUGUAGUAGGAAUAGUAAUAUUGGUAAAUUCCAUCAUCUUGAUAAUAGUUCUCCGUAUCAUGAUGAAAUCAAUGUUGAGCAGAGCCAACUCUGAGGAGAGAUCAGCUGUUAAGGCAGGACUAAAGGCAGCUGCCAUACUUUUACCAUUGCUUGGAGUCACCUGGACGUUGGGAUUUUUAAGUGUGAAUGAUAGAGAGACAGUGGUUUUUACCUAUCUUUUCACAACGUUCAAUUCUUUGCAGGGUGUAUUCUUUUUCAUUUUCCACUGUUUGUUAAACACAGAUGUGAAAAAUGCAUUUGAGCGAAGAUCCCAAAGAAGAAGUAUGACCAAAAUAUUAAACGAGUCACUUAGCCAGGAAAGUAAAAGGAAAUCCUCAACACUAAAAACUAUUGUAACGAGUAAAUCAUCGAUUAAUAGUAUUUUGACCGAAGAAUCAUACUUAGACAGAAAGAAAUACCAGAAGAUGAACAACAAUGAAAACGAACGAAUCCACAGAGAUAAUAAUAUUACAACGCUGUUUGAUAAGAACUAUCAUUUCUGUUUACAAAGAUCAAUCAGUGACGGCGUACCACGGUGGCAAAAUGUCAACAAAGAUUUCACAUUUUAUACAGGCAAGGAGAAUAUAAAUAUGUUAAACGGUACAUUAUCCAAAGAAAACAACUCCGGUAUUGGACAUCAUCAUGCGUUAAAGCAGGAUAAACAAUUUUCAACUGAUUUUCGUAUAGAGGAUUUAUACAGCAAACCACUUCGAAAACGAACGGUAUCAGAAGAAAAUAAGGAGAACAGUCGUGUACGAUUUGACGAUGGUGACGAUAGUAACAACCAAAAUAAGGAAAAGACAGACAAUUUAAAAGACGCGUUAGUCAAUGAAUUAAAAGAAAGACUACAGUAG